AUGGAUGAGAUAAUUGAUAGAACCACCCAAUUGUCUGUCAAUUCUAAUAAUAACCAUAUGGGACGCAAUAACCCUUCUUUGGAUAAUCUGCAUAAUGAGAAUGGAGUCUUACAAGGAAAUGGAGCUUCAAGACCAGAAGAAAUAUCUUUCCAGAAUGCUAAUUAUCUUGGCAGACAAAAUUGCGAUGGAAUCGAAUGUGUUGGACCCAACGACAGUAAAUGUAACAGUACCAAUGAAGGAAGGGAAGAUCAUAAAGUUUAUGUUCGGGGUGUCAGUUCGCAGUGGAAUACAAACAGGAACAAUAACAAACAAAAUGGUGUACAAAAACAACAAAUCAAUAGCAAUGGCGAGGGGAAAUAUACCGAUAUUACAAUGGUGCCAUUUGAAUGUUGCCCAAACCAGAAGAGAAUCCGAUCAUUGCAACUAUCCUUGGGGCAACUGCGCCGAACCGGUGUCUUGGCGGGCAAUGCAUGGACAAAAGAGAAGCCAAAGACACCGUGUCAUCUUGUGGUCCCGAACGUUCAAUCUACUGAAGCAAGAAUUCCGGAGGAUGAAUCUCAAGAAGGUUGCAAGAUUCUGGAAAAUCCAUUUAUGUUAGUCGAAACGAUUGCAAAUAAAAAAGAUCGUAAACGCGUUGCAAAUUAUCUUAACCGUAAGCUUGAAGUUCUGGGGGAUCCUUCUACUUGUAUAUGUUAUAUGCAAAUCAUUAAAGAGCAUGGUUUUGAUCAUAUCAUUACCAUUGGGGAAAGUCACGUUGGAAUUCUUUUCCUGGACUGUUAUGGUCGUGUGUUCGAAUGGUCCUCAAUGUGUGAUGUUUUAUGGCCACUUGGGGAUUAUGAGAAUGAUGCGACAAAGGAGUCUUGGAAUGGGCGGCAUGUAAUAUGGGGUUUAGAGUUUGAUGCGACAAAGGAGUCUUGGAAUGGGCGGCAUGUAAUAUGGGGUUUAGAGUUUGAUGGGACUCUUGUUGAAUUUGAGGACGUUAAGGAUGGCAUAAAUAAUAAAGCAGAUGGUUUGAUAGCAAAGAAAGUGCUAGAAGUUUAG
Paraglomus brasilianum is the source of this 1041-nucleotide messenger RNA. Lineage: Eukaryota; Fungi; Glomeromycota; Glomeromycetes; Paraglomerales; Paraglomeraceae. The record is from the annotation of a GenBank genome assembly.